AGCUUUUCGAGAUUUUUCACAUCUGAGCGACCAGACAAACACUACAAAGGCCUUAAAAAAUAAUACAACAAAAAAAAAAGAGUAAAAAAAAGCAAGGCGAAGACGACAAUACGAAUUGUACAAAUCGGAUGCGAGCGCGUGUGUGUUAGUGUCCAUUCAUUCAUUCAGUCAACAACAAUAAAAGCAAAUGAAAUACGAAAUGCAAUCGCCGCAGUUGCAGUCGGCGUCGCAGUAGGCGUCAGCAGAGGCAGAGGCAGCGGCAGAGGCAGACAAACAGUAGCAGCAUCAAAAUCCGAAAAGAGAGAUCAUUUUUCAUAUGCGAAUCGAAACUCGAAGAGCGCGCAUCAAAGUCAAAUUCAAACGGCGAAAGAGUAACGAACAAAAGCCAAUUGUUUUCUGUGCAUAAUGCGAAGUAAAUAACACAAAAAAAAAUUGAAAGAAAAUAAUAAAAAAGGAAAAUAAAGCCUUAGCCAGAACGUAAUUGAAAUCAAAUUAAAGGCGGGCCGUGCAAAAAAUACACACAAAAAAAAAGCCAAGGCGAUAAAAAAGAAAUUAUGCUCCAUUGUGCGAUUGUGUGAGAGGUCAAGUGCCCGGCAGGCAACAGAGAGAGAGAGGGAAAGAGAUAGAUAGAUGCAAGCUUAAUGUUAAUAGGCAAACGAAUGAACUCAUAAAAGGGCAGCCAGAGAAGAAGAAGAGCAGGCCAAGCCCAAAUGACCGCAAGAAUACCGUUAAUUCGAACAGCUUCAGCGGCAUUACGAGCAUCUAAACAGUCUAUAUAGUCUAAUAGCCCAACAGAUAGACAGGCCAGAGACAGAGAGAGAAAAACUUUCUUCUUCGCAUAACAAGUAGUGUGAACUUCAGCCGCAUAAAAGUUUGCUACUAUUUCAAUUUCAAUUGUUAACGAGCGAAAGCGCCGCCCGUCACGUCACGCACAGCAGCAGCAACAACAACAAAAGCAACAAAAGCCAGGAAAAGUGCAGCAGACAGCAAACAGCAGGCAGCAAGGCAGCAAGGCAGCGAAAAUGUCCAAGUCGCAGCAGAAACAGCAUCUCCAUCUCCAUCGCCAUACCCAUCACCAUCCCCCCGCCUUAAAAGCCACCCAAACGCAGACCCACAGAUUUAGCCAGACUCUAAGCCAGAUCAAGAGAUUCAGCUAUAACCACAGCCCCGGUCUGAGCCUCAGUCUCCAUCUCAGUCUCAUUGGCCCGAAGCGACAGCUGUUUGGCGCACUGCUGGCCAUGUUCACGUUGGCGGCAUUAGCGUCAACCACCAAUGGCGCUGUGACAGACUCCCCCAUUAAGAUUAUCCGGCUGCCGGCGCAGGCGCCAGUUAUCCGCUAUCGCAGUGCGGAUGCGGCGCCGGACUCACUGCUGAUCAACUACCGCCAGGAUGCCCAGCCUGAGUUGUCCUCCACGUUGAUGCAGGCCCCUGGAGCGGCGGCUGCUGCUCUGGAGUCCCUGCUUCGCGAGGAGACCGAGCAGCAGCAGUUGGCCCAGAUGGGCAGGCGUAACCGGGCCAGUGCCACGACCACCGGCAACUGUCCUCGAUCCUGUCCACCGAGCAUAACCGUGGGAGCUGAGCCCGUGUGCGGAAGUGAUGGACUGAUCUAUGCCAAUCUCUGUGAGCUGCGCAAGAAGACUUGCUCCCGCAGCGGAGUUUCCCUGAUCAAGGAUGUCCGCGAUGGCUGCGAGCGAUCUAAGGGCUCCGAUUGCAAGCACCGAUGCAGCACGGAGAAGGAUCCGGUUUGUGGAACUGAUGGAAGGACAUACUUGAAUCGCUGCAUGUUAAGGGUACAAUCCUGUCGCGUGGGAUUGGCUGCCGUUAAGCUCUCGCACGUGGGUCCUUGCAGCAAUACGAGUGCUGUGCGCGAGUCCUGUCCCGUGGAUUGUAAUAGUGCGCCCAAGGAUGGACCCGUGUGCUCAUCGGAUGGCAAUGUCUACAACUCCACGUGCGAGAUGAAGCUGCAUACUUGUGGACAGGGUGUGGUGAAAACAAGCAGGAAGCACUGCCAGUCCACCAGGAUGUGCAGGGAGUCUUGCUGGCGGGUUGCGAGACCAACUUGCGGCUCAGACGGGCGCCUAUAUGCAAGUCCCUGCAAGAUGCGAUCCUCUAAUUGUGGCAAGCACGUCUUUGAGGUUCCCCUGUCCUUUUGCAUGCCGCAGGAGAGGCACGGCAGUGCUUCCGAUGCCUGUCCCACCGAAUGUCCCAAGGUGGAGGCCGAUUCCACCUCGCAGUAUGUGUGUGGCAGCGAUGGAAACAUAUACUCCUCACUCUGCGAACUGAAAAUGCUCAACUGCGGCCCGCAACGAAAGUCAAUCCAAAAAGUGGGCAUGGACAAGUGCAAGAGUCGACUGACCCGCUGCAAACAGCUGCCUCCUUGCAAGGAUUUCAACAGCCUGUUCGGUUCCAUCUUCAGCUCGAAACGAAACGACAAGCUCUGCGGAACGGAUGCGAAGACUUACAACAAUGAGUGCGAACUAGCCCAUGCCACCUGUCUACGCGGCGUGAAUCUGGCCCACAUAGGACCCUGCACGGAUCUCAAUUCGCCCACCAAGGAUUGUGGAGAUGCCUGCACCCGGGCGGAUUUGGAGCAGCAGCCGAUAUGUGGGUCAGAUGGCAAUACCUUCGCCUCCAUGUGCGAGUUCAAGCGGCGCACGUGCAAUCUCCGUGUGGUGCCCGUUUCGCUAAAGAACUGCGCUCUGACCGCAGACUGUGAAUCGGAUUGUGAUGCCCAGCCACCGAGCUUUGUCUGUGGAUCGGAUAACAAUCUGUACAAGUCCGAGUGCCACAUGCGCAAGGAGAACUGUGGCAAGCACGUGUUUGUGGUGCCCCUUAAGCGCUGCCUGGCCGCCUUCCAGCUCAAAGGAUGUGCCCGCAUCUGUCCCAGGGAAUUCGAGCCCGUUUGCGGCAGCGACAAUAAAACCUAUCUGAACGACUGCUUCCUGGAGAUCGAGAACUGCAGGGCGAACCAGACGGUCAACGUCAACUACUACGGCGCCUGUGGCCGCCCCGAAGCACCAUCCACUAACUUCCUGUACUAGGAUGUAUGCGUGGCGCCUUCAUUUCACUUGGCAUUUAAUAUUUUUAGGCUAUAGUCUUGUAUUGUACUUUUUUAAAAGCGAUAUUUAUUGAGUUUGAAUUAAAGCCCCCCAACGAACUUA
Drosophila suzukii is the source of this 3161-nucleotide messenger RNA. Its product is annotated as agrin. Gene Ontology annotation, molecular function: protein binding. The record is from RefSeq and is a predicted model, not a curated record. Lineage: Eukaryota; Metazoa; Arthropoda; Insecta; Diptera; Drosophilidae. Gene Ontology annotation, biological process: multicellular organism development; cell differentiation.